Cannabis sativa is the source of this 771-nucleotide messenger RNA. RefSeq names its product protein FAR1-RELATED SEQUENCE 5-like. The coding region runs from base 1 to 771 and encodes 256 amino acids. The record is from RefSeq and is a predicted model, not a curated record. The transcript has a single exon. Gene Ontology annotation, molecular function: zinc ion binding. Lineage: Eukaryota; Viridiplantae; Streptophyta; Magnoliopsida; Rosales; Cannabaceae. Gene Ontology annotation, biological process: regulation of DNA-templated transcription.
AUGAAACAGGCUAUCGUUGAACACAUGCCCGAUGUUACGCACCGUCUCUGCGCUUGGCAUCUCAAUACAAAUGCUUCGAAAAAGGUUAAAGAUCCGAUCUUCUUAAAAACAUUUAAGGAUCUCAUGUACAACUACUACGAGGAGGAAGAAUUUGAAGCAAGAUGGUUAGACGUCAUCCAAACCCAACAACUAACAGAUAAUGAAUGGUGUCAAACAACAUUCGAGUCAAGACAACAAUGGGCAGAAACUUAUUUAAGGGGUUCAUUCGUUGCAGGAAUGAGAACCACACAACGUUGCGAAUCCAUCAACUCCGCUCUAAAAAAAUUUUUAGAGAAGAAUUAUUGCUUGCGUGAAUUUGUAACAACCAUAGAUAUGACAGUCUCAAAGCUCAGACACAACGAGACUGCAAAUGACUUCAAAAGCAGAUGCACACGACCUCACCCACCUAAUCCUACAUGCUUGACCACUUACUACAAACAAUGUGCUGAAUUCUACACAAGAACUAUGUACCACAAGGUUGCUGAGCAGCUUGAUUUAGAGAAUAACUAUUUUGUCAUAACUCAAGAGCAAGAAGGAGAGUGGCAGAUAUUCACCAUUGGAAAGUUCCAGCAUCCGGACGUCCAAUACCGAGUUCAUUACUGUGAAGGCCGAAGAGCACUACACUGUAGUUGCUUGCUCUAUGAAAGUCAAGGGUACCCUUGUAGACAUUUAUGGGCUACAAUGAAAAGAUUAAACAUGAGAAGAAUACCUAAUUCUCUUCUCAUGAAGUGA